AUGUCACCCAUUUGCCGCGUCGCAAUCAUUCAGUGGCAUAUCAAGGCCUUGGCCAUUGAAGAAAACCACGCAAAAGCAUGUGAUUAUAUUAUCCAGGCUGCUGCUGAUGGUGCUGAGAUAGCUGUACUGCCCGAGUACCACCUCAGCGGCUGGGCUCCCGAAGACCCCCGUUGGGCUGUUCAUGCUGGUGAUGCUGAAAAGUACCUAAGAAAGUACCAGGGUCUCGCCAAAGAACUAAACAUUUGCCUGGUCCCAGGAACCAUCAUCGAGAAGCAUCACGGACAUGACCGGGCUGACUCUUUUUUUAACACCGCAUACUUCAUCUCGAACGAUGGAUCUGUUCUUGGCUCAUACCGCAAGAAAAAUAUUUGGCACCCCGAGCGACCACAUCUCACUUCAUCAGGGCUCGAGCGUCAUGUCGCUAUUGAUACCCCCAUCGGUCGAGUCGGAAUGCUGAUCUGUUGGGAUUUGGCAUUCCCUGAAGCUUUCCGCGAGCUGAUUGCGGACGGAGCUAAUAUUGUCAUUAUUCCUACAUUUUGGACCCCGCAUGACGCCUCUGCUGAGGCAUUGCGUUACAACCCAGCUUCUGAGGCGCUUUUCCUGGACUCCACAUUGACAUCUCGCUGUUUUGAGAACACCUGUGGUAUCAUUUUUGUCAAUGCUGCUGGUCCUGAAAAGGAUUUCCUUGGUUUGUCCCAGGUCACUCUUCCUAUUGUGGGACCUGUAUCGAAAAUGGGCACAGAGGAAGGCUUCAAGGUUGUGGACAUGGAUUUGGGACUCUUGGAGAUUGCGGAAAAUAACUACAAGGUGCGCCAGGACAUUCAGAAAGAGGGGUGGCACUACCUCUAUCGCCAUAGUGAACAGUAG
Messenger RNA from Penicillium taxi, 867 nucleotides. Its product is annotated as carbon-nitrogen hydrolase family protein. NCBI's taxonomy places the organism in Eukaryota, Fungi, Ascomycota, Eurotiomycetes, Eurotiales, Aspergillaceae. The transcript has 4 exons. Gene Ontology annotation, molecular function: hydrolase activity, acting on carbon-nitrogen (but not peptide) bonds, in linear amides. The record is from RefSeq and is a predicted model, not a curated record. The coding region runs from base 1 to 867 and encodes 288 amino acids.